Monascus purpureus is the source of this 1590-nucleotide messenger RNA. The record is from the annotation of a GenBank genome assembly. NCBI's taxonomy places the organism in Eukaryota, Fungi, Ascomycota, Eurotiomycetes, Eurotiales, Aspergillaceae.
AUUGUUCCAAGCAGAACCUGCAUUUAAGAUGAGCAUGCAUUAUGCCUAGGGCGAAAUACCGAUUGCCAGUUGAAAAGCGACAAGAACGACCGUGAAAUGGGAAUUGAAGACAUGGGGUAUCGGCUCAAGGUCACCGCAGGCCCGGAUUAUGAUCCGCAAACUCAUCAGAUCGUGCAAGUCAACGCUGAUAAGACGCUGAGGAUUGAGAAUGAGCAUUCGAUUGUGAGUGCUUGUGUGCGAGUGCAGGACUAUGACGGCUACCCCGACAGCUCUCUACCAACAUCCCCCUACUUCUCCCACCCCCUGCACCAGUCGGACCAAUACAGCAUCAGCUUCAGCAUCAUCUUCAAGAAACCCGCCAACGGCGACGAUGUUGUGUUCGGCAACGACUUCGACUUUCCCAUCCGCGAUAACCUCCCGCCAGGCUUCAGCUAUGCGCUCCAUGUAGUCCGAUGGAUGCUGGACCCCACUAUGGACGGGGAUGUAUAUUCGGACAAACCGCACCUGUACUCGCCGGCACUGGCGACAUGGAAUCAGUUCCGGGUCGGCGAGAAGAUCCAGCGGGAUGAUACCGUGCCGUCGGUUCAUGAUCGGGUUGUCGAGGAGGGGGCUGAUGGGGAUGGAGAUGACAUCCGAUCUGCGCACGGUAUCCCCAGUGAUGUGAAGGGGAGGAGGAAACAUUUUCAGUAUGAGGAAAAUCGGAAGGCGUUUGAAUGGGAGGCUGGGAGGUUGUAUUGGGCGGAUUUUGGGAAUCCAUACUUGGAUUUUCGGAAUUUUUCACUCCGACUUCCCGGGUUCAGUCUUCCUAUUCUUGAUUAUCUGGACGAGAAACAUCGUGAAUUGCGCUACGUUCUGAAGAAUAGGCAAACUGGGGAUGUGUACCUUGUGGUCCUCUUCACGCUGGUUCCGCUGGACACGGAAGACGAGCCUGCUGAGAAAGAGAAUGCUGAGAAGAUGAGCAAGGAGGCCAACGAGAAGAAGCUCCAGGAUGGGGAUAACCUGGGGAAGUACGGAUGGGAGCCAGAGAACGAGGCGCAUUAGCUCUGCACGUUUGUACCGUUCCAUAAGCCUCAGCACGAGAUUCAUGAUAGCCUGCCUCCCCCAAUUUAGCAGCUAAACACCCCGUCAACCCUUCCAACGCAGCAACUCCACCAGACUCCCGGGGGAUCUCCAUCUGAUAAACAAGACAGCGGUGAUCCGUUCCAGAUAACCUUCCAAGAAUUCCUUCCUGGCCUGUUUUCCAACUCCCGGUCCGGGUGCAGACCAGGGUUAAAAGCUUCAUCCGGUAGAUCGGGCGGGAAGGAUAGGUAAAGAGUGGCCUACAAGAGAGAUCAGCCUACAUUGUAGGUCAGUCGGACAUAAUCAUAAGAAAACUACCUUGAUGCAACUCGUCAAAAUCUACACAGUCCUAUGCGCAAGUUGACGGCGCGCCAUCUUCCUGUAAAUGCCAGUGGUGGAGAUCCUCGCCUUCUUCCCCCAUAUGAGCAGUGGUAUUGGGAGCAACAAGACAGCGACGCAAAUGACUGAGAUCAUGAUAUGAAGAUUUCGCAUGCCCAUACCGGCGACCCAUGGAGUGAGCGUAAAGAGAAC